This is a messenger RNA of Lagopus leucura (white-tailed ptarmigan), 1340 nucleotides long. RefSeq names its product TSC22 domain family member 3 (gene TSC22D3). The transcript has 3 exons. NCBI's taxonomy places the organism in Eukaryota, Metazoa, Chordata, Aves, Galliformes, Phasianidae. The coding region runs from base 27 to 629 and encodes 200 amino acids. The record is from RefSeq and is a predicted model, not a curated record. Gene Ontology annotation, biological process: regulation of transcription by RNA polymerase II.
GGCUGCGCGCGGCGCUCGGCCCCGGGAUGUCCUCGUCGGCCGGCGAGCAGUGCCGCUCGCCCGUGGGGUUGGAUUGCUGCAACUGCUGCCUGGACCUGGUGGGGGCCGGGGGGGGAGAGAACAACAACCCGGGCAGCCCCACCGCCAGCGGCUUCCGGCAGCUGCGGGAGCAGCUGGAGGGCGAGAACCUGAACGCCGCCAAGCUGAGCUCCAUCAUGCGCCAGGACUCGCUGGAGCCCGUCGUGCGGGACCCCUGCUACCUCCUCAACCAGGGCAUCUGCAACAGGAACAUCGACCAGACGCUGCUCUCCAUCCUGCUGCUCUUCCACAGUGCCUCCGGAGCCAGCGUGGUGGCCAUUGACAACAAGAUCGAGCAGGCAAUGGACCUGGUGAAAAACCACCUGAUGUACGCGGUGCGGGAGGAGGUGGAGGUGCUGAAGGAGCAGAUUAAGGAACUGCUGGAGAAGAACUCGCAGCUGGAGCGUGAGAACAGCCUCCUGAAGACCCUGGCCAGCCCCGAGCAGCUGGAGAAGUUCCAGUCACGGCUCCCAUCCGAGGUGUUGCAGCCCCAGGAGCAGAGCCCGGAGCCUGCCCCCCCGGCCCAGCACUCGGGGGGCUCUGCGGUGUAAAGUGGCUCUGUCCUUGGGGUGGGCAGAGCCACGGAACUCUUUCUACUUCAUCUCCUGCAACGAUACCAAAAUAAGCCAAGUUUUUCUGCCUUGGCUCAGAGGACUGCCGGAACCCGGUGCUGGGAUGCUCGUCCCUCCGGGAGAUGCCGGUGGCUGACCCCCAUCUGUCUGCCCUCCCUGCGCUGUGUGGGGCAGAGCUCGCCGAGACCCCGUAGUGCUGACCAUGGGGAUGCGGCUGGAAGGAGCGCGCCGAGCCCCAGCGUUGUGGGGGGUGGGGGGAGCAACCCAAACCUGGACUUGAGCAGCUGUUUCGGUUGCACGCACGUCGGCGUGGGGAUUACAAGGAAAGAAAGAGAAGAACGACAACCAAAAAGAAAACCAAACCAACCAAACCUUGUUUGACUAGAGUUGAGGUGUUUCUGUAGCUGUGUCUAUGCGGUGUCUGCGGGAUGCUGCGGGCCGGCUGUGCCCUUCUGGGCAGGAUUUGAAAGGAGACUGGAAUGGCACCAGGGUGGAACUGGGGGAACUGGGUGGCCAGAGGCCCCAAAACGGCCCCGAAAUGGGGGAUGGCAGCAAUGGGUGCUGCGUUCCCCCCUCCUCCUCCCCCCCCGAGCGACGGGACGUCCCUGCAGACGUCGGACGGUUGGAGCGGUGACGUGGUUGUGUACAUUUUUAGGUAGAAAUUGCAAUAAAGUCUACUUUUUUAUAGAA